Messenger RNA from Trichogramma pretiosum, 3827 nucleotides. RefSeq lists its product as uncharacterized. Gene Ontology annotation, molecular function: G protein-coupled receptor activity. Gene Ontology annotation, cellular component: membrane. NCBI's taxonomy places the organism in Eukaryota, Metazoa, Arthropoda, Insecta, Hymenoptera, Trichogrammatidae. The transcript is spliced from 10 exons. The record is from RefSeq and is a predicted model, not a curated record. Bases 612 to 3026 code for a protein of 804 amino acids. Gene Ontology annotation, biological process: G protein-coupled receptor signaling pathway.
CGCUCUUCUUCUUUCUGCUCAACUCGUCGACUUUUCGCGCGCACGCAGACCCGUUUCGAGCUUUCGAGCGACGACGCCUGCCCCCGUCUAUACAGUAGUAAUAUAUCUAUAUGUAGUUGAUAAUACCUGUUGGUCGUGAAAAAAGGAUUAGUUAAGUGCCAGGAAACUAUACGUUUGACUCUUGAAGCAUUUUUAAGCGUAUGUAAAGUGCUCGAGUGCUCGAAGAAUUACAGAGAUUAAUAAUUUUUAGUUUUUAAAAAAGAGACUGAACAAGGUGUAGAUAUCUGCGUGAAAGCUGAGAUCUUAACUCAAAAAGGCGGAUAACAAUGAGAAGAAGUUUCGUGUCAACGAAAAUACAUUGCUACGAUCAAGACGCAAGUGCCAUGGCUCAAGCCAAGUUGAAUUCAUUCGAAUCAGUCAAGGUUCAGACUAGACCGUCGAUGGAUUUUUCAGCAAGGGUGGCAUGAUCUAGCUCAGCGCUGUAGGCUGACCGCUAAAUUUCAGCGGGAUUGCACCGUUACCAUAACAGCAACAGCAUCAGCGACACAAAAGACGAAUCGUAUUUUACGCAUAAAUAUAGGUCAUAAUCUGGACGCGAGACGCAGGAAGGAAUGGGCCCUUGGGCCUUGAGCGUGCCCCUCGUCGUAGCUUCCACUGUUGGACUGCUGCUAAAUGCUUAUGUGCUGCUCAUUGUUCUUAGCCUUGGAAAGCAGACUCAGCAACAGCAGACGGGCAACACGUUGCUGCUCAUUCAUUUGGGAGCAGUCGAGGCGGCAGUCUGCCUGGUACUGUUAAUUUUCUCAACUGGCACGUGGCCGGCGGCCGGCCCUGGCUGCGUUCUGCACGGAUUUUUGCUCGCUUUGCUGCAUCCUGUGGCUCUCUGGACUGUCACUGGACUCAAUUGCGAGAGGUACUACGCCAUAUCAGCACCUCUGCACUACACGGCCCUGGUGUCGCCGCGGCGGGUAGCUCUCGGCCUGGCCAUAUCGUGGACCGGCGCUCUGCUGCUCUGCCUGCCGCCUUUCUCCGGUUUCGUGCCACCUUAUCGCUACGUGCCCGGACUGGGCUGCUGCGCCCCGGACUUUGGCCAACCCGGCUGGGGCAGCGCCGGAGCCCUCUACGGCCUCGUCUAUGCGCUUCUGGGCCUGCUGCUGCCUGCGCUCCUGGUCACGGUGUGCAAUCUGCGCGUCCUCGGCAUCGCGCGCUACCAUCGCCACCGCAUCGCCAGCGCCAUUUACGAGGUGACCCUCUCGGCCCAGGUGACAAUUACCCAUCAGCGCAAUCCGUUCUUCGUGCCGACGGUCACAGCCCCGGCUGCCGGUGGCCCGCCCAAGUUUCACAGCGCGGCGAGUACGGUGUUACAACUCGUCGGCUCGCUCUACCUGCUCUACGUGCCCUACUGCGGCGCGAUCCUCUGGGAGGUAUGCAGCGGCGAGGCCGCAGCCAGCGCCGGGGGUCUAGCCGGCCUUCUGUUCCAAGGCCAUCAUUCAUCGUCGUCCGCGUCGAAUUUCCAUCACUAUUAUCAGCAGCAGCAGCAGCAGCAGCAGCAGCAAGCGGUGCAGCACUUGGUGAGCGCCACGAUCGGCGGAAGCGGGGCUGGUCGCGCGGCCGGUGGCGGUCCGUCGCCGAGACUCACGUCUUGGGCCUCGCUUCUGCUCGCCUGUUCGCCACCCAUCAAUGGCUUUCUCUACGGGCUCAAGUCGCAGCUGCUGCGCCGAUCGGUACAAAAUUACUGGAGAAAAAAGGCUACGCAAUCGGAGCUCCAGCAGGAGAUCCAAGCGAGGACGCCGAGCGCCGCGGGCUCGCGUCGACCCUCGGCCAGCGGGCCGGCUGCGGCUGCGUCUACCUCGUUCUUCCCGUUCCCGCCGCUGCAGCGUCGACUGUCGGAAGCCCUCCUAGCACUGGGAAACUGUCGGGCCGCCGUCGGAGCUUUCGGCAGCGGUGGCGUCUUUCAACGAGGCAGACUGCAGACCGCCGCCUCCUGCAAUACUCUACGAGUGCCAAACGCCGAGCUCGUCGAAAGCGGCGUCCGUCCAGUGAGGUCGAGUGCAAGCGCCGCGAGCUUAAUGAUGGGUCCACACUACCGUAACGACUUUGGCUGCGGAGACGGCACAGGCACGAUCGUCGCACCAUCGCCGAAGCGCAGCCCGAGGAUCAUGAUAACCCGAGCCUACAGCGAGGAGAGCCAAGACGGCGGCGGUGGAGGAGGCAGUCCUCUGCUAAGGCGCAAUUUCGUCGCGCCCAUCUCACUGCCACCUUGCGAAAGACGCAAGUGGCGUCAACGAGGUAACGAUAACGACAACACCGGCGAGGUAAACAGCAGCAGUGGGGUUUGGACUACGGGUGUCCAGAGCACGAAACCGAGCGUACAACGCGGCUCGACGAACGGCUGCACCACGUCGCAGGCAUCGUCGAACGCCUGGCCGGGUGGGGCUCGACGUUUCGUGCGAGUGCGAACGCUCGAGGAAGGCGCGGCCAUAUUUUCCGUGCUUCCCACGCGAGAUUCUCUCGCUUGCCAUGCCGACGAGCGUACGAGAAACAACAGCGAGAGCAGUGAUACGACCACAGAUACGACUACCUCGAUUACCUUGGUUGCUAACCCUAACUUUAAUGCCGAAUUCGAACAAGAAUUCGCGGCUUGUUACGAGGACGCAAUCAAGAGCGAGCUCGACGAAGGUGGGAAGGAUGUGGACAAGGACUGCUCGACACCUGAAGCCGAGGAACAGCAAACUAGUCCUAAUUUAAGUAAUUGGAGCUACACCGACGACAUGGAAAAUUCCGGCCUAGACGAUAUGAGGGACUCGAAUGACGAAGGAUUGGUCAUGCAUCACAUUGAAAGUAUUCUAGAAAUAAGUCAGGAAGGGGAAGAAGAUGAAGAAGAAGAAAUUGUUGUAGCUAAUCACAAAACAGUAAGUGAACAAUCACGACGAAAAUCGCGAAUUGUUCGUGAGACUGAGGUCGCGUCCUCCACAGAUCAUAAAGAAGCUGCCAAUCAAUUACGGCCUCUGUUAACUUCGACUUCCUAGCCCAAUAGUGAUAAUGAAAGCGGUGAAAUGUUCGCAAGUAGCCAUCCUACUUGGAUUUAACUUGUACAAAAAAAAUACUAAAAAUCGAAAAAUAGCUAGCGAUUCUACAUCAUGUGCAUUGUAUAUAUAUCUAUUUGUGUUAAAUAUUGCAUGCUAUUCGUAAACAUCGAUUUUUAUCUUCAAAAGAAGUAAAGUAGACAAAAUAAACAAAAAAGUUUAUGAAUCUUGCCAAGGACGAAAGUAAAGAAAUUCCUAUUAUAUGUGCAUACUACUGGAAUCAUGAUCUAGUCCUAUUAAAUGUCUGAAGUAACGAAUCAGUGAAAACCAAGAAAUAUGAGGUGCUUCGAAAUCCUAAACCAAAUUACUCUGCACCCGAGCUCGACUUUCAGCAACCCAAAGCUUGCCAGAUACUAAUUUGUGCAAUAUAAAUACCACAGAUUAUAAACAUUCAUAAAGUUAAAUCUUUAUUAUAUGAAUUAUACUUUUGUCAACUGUGAUUAUCACAUACCACCACGUAAGACAAAAUAUUCACUUAUUUAAUUUGAAUUUGAUUCGAAUUUUUACUUUACAUGAUUAAUAAAAUAACAUUAUAUUUUAAGUUUGAACCAAUUGAAUGGUACACAAUUAUUACCAAAAUUUCACCCGAAAAUUUAAUCAUAAUAAUGAAUCAAUUCUUCACUUCAAUUUGUUUGAAUAUAUUUUAAAAUGUAAUAAUAGAUUAUAAAGACCUGUGUUGUAAUCUUACAAAAUUAUGAUUACUGUGUAAAAAAAUGAAUAUAAGAGAUAUUUUGCGUCAUUCAA